AUGAAGCUUUUCCAUCAACCAUGCGUUUGCGCUCUUGCGUUGGCAGCUGGAGCAUCAACUCAGGAUGUCUUCGAGCCGGCUGACUUCAAGGUGACGGAGGCUCUUAUUGACAACGGCAUCAACGUGUCUACCAUCCCCGACUUGGCUGGUCUGGCGGCCAGAUCUUCCUUGAAGGGCUGCUCCAUUGCCUGCAACUCCCUCAAGCUCGUUUUUGGAGCGGCCAAGGUAUCCAGCGCUGCGCCAACAACGUACUGGUCUAUACAGCAGCUCGAAGUAGAACCUCAUUGCACGUUCAAGCCUAGUACCGCCCUAGAUGUCUCGAGCCUAGUACUGAUCGCACGUCUCACAACAUGUCCCUUCGCAGUCAAGAGCGGAGGCCAUACGGCCUUCCCCGGCGCAUCUAGCAUUGAAGGUGGCAUCACUGUCGAUAUGGUCAACCUGAACCAAAAGAAACUCUCUACGGAUAAGAAGACUUUUACCGUUGGCCCUGGGAACCGAUGGAAGGAGGUUUACGACUACCUGACGCCCUACGAUCUUGCCAUUGUUGGUGGACGAGCGGCAUAUGUCGGAGUCGGCGGACUCACGCUCGGCGGAGGUAUCAGUCACCACACCAACGAGUACGGCUUAGCUUGUGACAACAUUGCCUCAUAUGAGCUCGUCACCGCUUCGGGUAUCAUCCUGACUGUGAGCCAAAAGACUUUCCCAGACCUUUAUUGGGCCCUUCGCGGCGGCGGAAACAACUUCGGCGUGAUCACGGCGUUCAACUACGAAACCCUACCUCAAGGUCUUAUGUUUGCGAGCAAACGCCAGUACAACGCAACUUACGCGCCUGCCCUGUUCGACGCGUUUGGAAACACAGUUGAGGCAGCUGAGACCGAUACCAAGGCCGCCCACUUUGUUGCCGUCGCUUACUCUCGUGGCGUCAAGAUUGCAUCGACUGAGUACGAGUAUUUCGAGCCGGUCGACCCAGCGAACCCACCCGCUAUACUGAAGGAAUACCUCGCAUUGCCUCCACUCACCGACAACACCCGUAAUUGCAGUCUGGCCGACACAACCCCUGGUCUCAGCCAAAGCAUGCCAGACGGCUUCCGCACGACUAUGUGGUCCCAGUCCUUCAAGUUAAACACAGAGUUGAUGAAGCGUAUGACAGACCAUCUUUUCGAGAUCGCGCCGGGUAUCCCCGUUGGUUCGCCCAGUGUCACGUUUCAAGCCUUCAGCAAACCCGCCAUUGCAGCCAUGCAGAAAAAGGGCGGCAAUGCGCUGGGUCUUCGGCCAGAAGACGGCCCUCUAUUCCACGCCCUGUUCUACCUGUCUUGGACGGACGAGAAGGAUGACAAGGUGGUCUUAAAAGCAGCGCAAGACUUCCUGAGCGCAUCGGUUGCCAUGGCGAAGGAGCUGGGUGCGUAUAAUGACUACAUGUACAUGCCGUAUAGUAGUCCUUACCAGCCUGUCAUCUCGGGCUACGGCGCGGAAAACGUGGCUAGGCUGAACAAGGUCUCGAAAAAAUACGAUCCGAGUGGGGUGUUCCAGGACUUGCAGCCGGGAUACUUUAAGCUUGAUGGUGGGGCACCGUACGGCCAGGUUGUGUAG
Molecule: messenger RNA, 1590 nt
Organism: Alternaria incomplexa
Lineage: Eukaryota; Fungi; Ascomycota; Dothideomycetes; Pleosporales; Pleosporaceae
Exons: 3
Coding region: 1-1590 (529 amino acids)
Molecular function (GO): FAD binding
Source: RefSeq, a predicted model, not a curated record